This is a messenger RNA of Thalassophryne amazonica, 1968 nucleotides long. RefSeq names its product leucine rich repeat containing 47 (gene lrrc47). The transcript is spliced from 7 exons. Bases 39 to 1736 code for a protein of 565 amino acids. Gene Ontology annotation, molecular function: RNA binding; protein binding; phenylalanine-tRNA ligase activity. Lineage: Eukaryota; Metazoa; Chordata; Actinopteri; Batrachoidiformes; Batrachoididae. The record is from RefSeq and is a predicted model, not a curated record. Gene Ontology annotation, biological process: phenylalanyl-tRNA aminoacylation.
UAUUAAUCUGGCCGACUUGACAGCUGUUUUUCGGAAGCAUGGACGACAUGGACAAAUGGCCUGAAAUCGAGAAAGCAGCUGCGGAGAAAAGACGCGAACUGGUUUUACAGGGUCCGAGCGUUGACAAGAGGAUUUCCUCAGCUGGUGAGUUGACCUCUGCAGUCUAUUCCCUCACAUUACUGAAUUAUCUGGAGAUCAGCCAGUGUCCGAGUUUGACGGAGAUCCACGAGGACGUCAGACACCUGACCCACGUCCAGAGUCUCAUCCUGUGUAGGAACCAGCUCAGCUCCAUCCCCGGUGCCAUCGGCCUCCUCCGGUCCCUGAAGGUCCUGGACCUGUCCGCCAACAGGCUGCAGCUUCUCCCGGAGGCAGUGAGCCAGUUAGGGGAGCUGAACACUCUGAAUGUGAGCUGUAACAACCUGGAGGUCCUUCCAGAGGGACUGAGCCACUGCACCAAGCUGUGCUCCAUCAACAUUUCCAAGAACCACAUCAGCAGCUUCCCCAUAGCCCUCUGCUCAGAGAGGAUGGACCUCCUCAGCACCAUCAUGGCCUCUGACAACUCCAUCCAAGAGCUGAGUGCAGAUAUUCACAAGCUACCGGCACUGAAGGUUCUUGACCUUUCCAACAACAAACUGAGCGAAAUCCCCUCAGACCUGAGUGAUUGCCCCAAGCUAAAAGAGAUCAACUUCAAAGGCAACAAACUCAGUGACAAGCGCCUGGAAAAGAUGGUCAAUGGCUGCCAGACCAAGUCCAUCCUGGACUACCUCCGAACAAAUGGUCGAGGUAGAGGGAAAGGACGGCAGGGAGAGGAUGGAGGGGAGGCAGAUGUGGGCCGUAACUCAGACAAGAGGAGACGGCCACAGCACAGGAAGAAGAAAGAAAAAGUGUCAGACGAACAGGAUGAGGUGGAGGAACUGAACAAGAUGGUGGUGAGGGUUCUCCACGUGUCAGAAGCUCCUGCAGCGCUCACGGUCAGAGUGAGCGCGGAGGUGAAGGAGGUUCGGCCGUACUUGGUGUGCUGUGUGGUCAGAGGCAUGAACCUGAAGUCUGGUAACUCACUGAAACGCUUCCUGGUGGCUCAGACAAAACUUCAUGAUGAGCUUUGUGGUAAAAGGACCACUGCAACCAUUGCAACUCAUGAUGUGCAGCUGCUCAAACUUCCCCUGGUCUAUGACGUCAGACCGCCCACCCAACUGAAGAUUGUGGCGCUGGGACGUAAGGAGAUGACGGCUGUGGAGCUGAUCAGACAUCUUCAGCUGGAGGCCGAUGAGCUGAGGAAGCAGAAGAAGAGGCAAAACGUAUCUGGCCUCCACAAAUACCUUCAGCUUCUGCAGGGAAAGCCAUUCUACCCCUGCUUAGUGGACGCAGACGGACAUGUGAUUUCCUUCCCACCAAUCACCAACAGUGAAAAAACCAAGAUCAGGAAAACAACCACAGAGUUGUUCUUGGAGGUGACGAGCUCGACCAGCCUGCAGAUCUGUAAAGACGUCAUGGAUGCACUUAUUGCUAAAAUGGCAGAACUGAACAAGUUUACAGCAGAACAUCAGGAGGAGGCAGGUUCAGAUGAGGAAGGUGGCGUCCCACCUGAAAUGGGCCCCAGCAGUGAGAUCUCCAGCGAGCUGAUUGUCCAACAGGUCCGAACCAUUGACCAAGAAGGGAAUCUGAAGGUUGUCUACCCAUCAAAGACCGACCUCCGUCAAGACACCAGCAACCUGGCUGUCAUCUGGCAGCCAUGAGGAGGACGUCCUGUUGUUGCAUUCAUUCACAUGUUACAUGAAAUAAUUUUAACAUAUUCAAUUUCCGUUUUGUGACAUUUUGUAAGCCUUUAACAUGCAACAAAAUGAAUGAUCCAGGAAGAGGCGUUCCUUUGACUUCACGGAGAACACAAAACCUUUCUGUCAUUAAAGCAUCAUUAUUCUGAGAUGAUUACUGAAUAAUAAAUUCUGAAUGACUUAACCUAAACCAGGA